Molecule: messenger RNA, 1810 nt
Organism: Antechinus flavipes (yellow-footed antechinus)
Lineage: Eukaryota; Metazoa; Chordata; Mammalia; Dasyuromorphia; Dasyuridae
Gene: USP50
Product: ubiquitin specific peptidase 50
Exons: 9
Coding region: 699-1718 (339 amino acids)
Biological process (GO): endosome organization; Ras protein signal transduction; protein K48-linked deubiquitination
Cellular component (GO): cytosol; extrinsic component of plasma membrane; postsynaptic density
Molecular function (GO): cysteine-type deubiquitinase activity
Source: RefSeq, a predicted model, not a curated record
AACCAGGGAGAUGAUGUGCUCUGUCCUAGUCAGAUCUCAUCUAGGGCAAUCUGUCCAAUUCAACACCACAUUUUAAGAAAGACAGUGAUAAGGCGGAAAGUUACCAGAGAAGGGAAACUGAGGAUGAAAACCCUUGACUUCAUGCCAUAUAAAGACUGGUUAGAAUAAAUGACUGAAUGAAGCAUUUAUUAAGCACUAUGUGCAAAGCAUUGUGCUAAACAUUGGGGAUAUAAAUAAAAGCCUAGGUAUUUCUACUGUCCAUCUUCCUUUACUGUGGUUAUUAUGUUGUUGACUUCGAGAACAAUCACAACCAUAGAGUCAUGGCCCUGAGUAUCCAUCUGUUGCCUUGAGUAUGUUCCUACAGCAUGCAGCACUGGUCCAUUCAUCCAGGUGGAGAGGAGGGAUCAACCCAACAAUGUUACCAAGAAAGCAGAAGUCAUCGCUUAUGGCUGAUGAUCUUGCUUACCCUGAUGGUUUCAAGAAAACUGGCAAGCUUACAAAUUAAGUGGAGUUGACAGAGACCCCAGGAAGGGGCUGAGCUUGCUAAAUUACCCACCCCAAACAUUCUUAGUGCUUUCGUGGGCUGUGCUGUUUGAUACCUCCCCCUACUCUGUGAAGAGGAAAAGGAGUUCACACCUCAUACUUGGAGCACAGAAUGUACAGAUUAUAGUGACACCAGCUCUGUCAAAGAGUCUAGCAUGGCUCAACAACACUCCCAAGGCGUGACGGGUCUUCGUAAUCUGGGCAACACAUGCUACAUGAACGCCAUCUUGCAAUGCCUCUGCAGUAUCACGCCCCUGGUGGAAUACUUCCUUUCUGGAAAGUACAUCACUGCUCUUCAAAAGGACUCUGGAGAAGCGGCCACCGCUUUCGCGUAUCUGAUGACAGACAUGUGGCUCGGAGACUCGGACUGCGUCUCGCCAGAAGUGUUUCGGGCAGCCAUCGGAAAAAUCUACCCAGCAUUUCUGAAGAGGACCCAGCAAGAUGCUCAGGAGUUCCUGAUUUAUGUCCUGAACGAACUUCAUGAGGCUUUGAAGAAGUACCGCCGGAAAAAAACACAGGAGAAUGGACUUAGUACAAAAUGCUACAGGAAGGUGGCUUCCAGCGAGUCCUCAAUUAUCACUCGGCUUUUUGAAGGACAGCUUAAUUAUGACAUCGUGUGCUUGAAAUGUGAGAACUGUACCUACAAAAAUGAAGUCUUCACUGUCCUCUCUCUCCCCAUCCCAUCAGAAUGUGAAUGUUCCCUUCAGGAAUGUCUAGGAUGUUUCUUUCAACAAGAUACACUCACCUGGAAUAACCAAAUUCAUUGUGCUUUCUGCGAAUCCAAGCAAGAUGCAGCUGUCAGAGCUAGCAUAGCCAAAGCACCAAAGACAGUUAUUUUUCACUUAAAGAGGUUUGACUGUCAGGGUAGAGUGAAGAGGAAAUUAAGAACAGAUAUCCAUUACCCACUCAACAACUUGGAUCUUUCUCCUUAUAUUUAUCCACUUUUCCGGAAACAUCCUAAAUACAGCCUUUGCGGAGUGGUGAACCACUUUGGUGAUCUAGACGGUGGCCACUACACAGCAUUCUGCAAGAAUACAGUCAACCAGACCUGGUAUAGCUUUGAUGACACCCGAGUUUGUGAGAUUCCAGAUUCUGCAGUUCAGACCGCUGCGGCAUACCUCCUCUUCUACAGCUGUCAGCCCUUUUCUAUACCUACCCCAAAAUGCAAGUGCUAGGAAAAUGAUGUUUUCUGGAAACUGUGAAGCAAGAGAUCACAAAUCACAGUGGUAGCCGUAUGCUUAACAUUAAACCUGUGCAUCUGAUAUGA